Messenger RNA from Theobroma umbraticum, 2003 nucleotides. Its product is annotated as FAD/NAD(P)-binding oxidoreductase family protein. Gene Ontology annotation, molecular function: 4-hydroxy-3-all-trans-polyprenylbenzoate oxygenase activity; FAD binding. Gene Ontology annotation, biological process: carotene biosynthetic process; ubiquinone biosynthetic process; xanthophyll biosynthetic process. Gene Ontology annotation, cellular component: mitochondrion. NCBI's taxonomy places the organism in Eukaryota, Viridiplantae, Streptophyta, Magnoliopsida, Malvales, Malvaceae. The record is from RefSeq and is a predicted model, not a curated record.
GAUGGGCCAUAAUGGGCCCAUUCAGAUCCAAUUAUAUUUGGGCUCAAAAUUUGUGCAGAUCCAAUAGGCUUUUGGACAACAUCAGUCCACUCGCUCGUGUCGCUUCGAAGUUCGGCAACUCUCUCUCGGCGAUACUCAGAGCAUUUCGAUGAUGAACAGGAUUGUCGCCAGAAACUUUGGCUCCAAUGUUUAUAGAUUGAGAAUUCCAUGGAGGCCUUUUUCUAAUGAUGCAGCCUCAAAUCUAUCUAGCUCAAAUGCCGGUAACCCUACAAAAGAGGGUGAAGGUCAACAAUAUGACAUUGCGAUUGUUGGAGGUGGCAUGGUUGGCCUGGCUCUUGCUUGUUCCUUAGCUAGCAGACCAUUAACGAAACAUUUGAAUGUUGCCAUCAUUGAUAGCAAUCCAGCUUUGGGGAGAAACCACUUCAUUAAGAAAGAAGACCUCCCUGAUCCCAGGGUCAGUACAGUAACACCGGCGACUAUAUCUUUCUUCAAAGAUAUUGGUGCUUGGCAAUAUGUUGAACGGCAUCGACAUGCCUAUUUUGAUAAGAUGCAGGUUUGGGAUUAUACUGGCUUAGGUUACACAAAAUACAAUGCGAGGGAUGCAAACAAAGAAGUACUUGGGUGUGUGGUGGAGAAUAAGGUGCUACUUAGUUCUUUGUUGUCAUGUGUGCAGGAUACAGAUUUGCAGAAGAAAAUCUACCCAUCAAGAUUGACUUCAAUGUCUAUAUUACCAAAUUCUUCAUCCUUGGAAGAAGACAGCACAGCAUCAGAAACAGUAUUGUUUACUCAUGGGCGUUUAGCUAAGCUGGAACUGGAGGAUGGACAUAGCGUAUAUGCAAAGUUGGUGGUAGGGGCAGAUGGGGGAAAAUCACGAGUUAGAGAGUUAGCAGGAUUCAGAACAACUGGAUGGAACUACUCACAGAAUGCCAUCAUAUGUACAGUAGAACAUGCUGUAGAAAAUCAUUGUGCAUGGCAGAGGUUUCUACCUGCUGGUCCCAUUGCACUUUUGCCAAUAGGUGAUAAGUUUAGCAAUAUUGUUUGGACUAUGAACCCAAAAGAGUCAUCAGAGUUCAAAUCAGUGACUGAGGAUGACUUUCUGAAAGCUGUAAAUCAUGCACUGGAUUAUGGUUAUGGCCCUCAUCCUACAUCAAGCUUAUUGGGUAACGGAGACAUUUUUUCUUGGUUCAAAGGAGAUAUCACCAUGUCAGCUCAUGAUUGCUUUGAAGUUCCACCAAAAGUAGCCAAGUUGGCCUCUGAAAGGAUGGUUUUCCCUUUAUCCUUACGGCAUGCUAGUGACUAUGCAUCCAAGCGUGUUGUUCUAAUUGGUGAUGCAGCACAUACUGUGCAUCCUUUGGCUGGCCAAGGAGUAAAUUUGGGUUUUGGAGAUGCGUCUACUCUUUCAAAUAUAAUUUCCGAGGGAAUUGCAGUUGGCACAGACAUUGGGGAGGUAUCGCUAUUGAAGAAAUAUGAAGCAGACAGAAAACCGGCGAAUGUUAUGAUGAUGGCAGUCCUGGAUGGUUUCCAGAAGGCAUACUCUGUUGACUUUGGUCCUUUAAAUAUCCUACGAGCUGCAGCAUUUCAUGGGGCUCACUAUAUUUCACCACUUAAAAAGAGCAUCAUCUCUUAUGCCUCCGGGGAGCACAGAUUGCCACUAUUUUCUUGAAGACCUUGAUAAAUGUGAUUGCAAAAACUAGGUAAUCACACAUAAAUUAAGUAGAGUUUUCCUUUUAUCAUCUUGUACAGGAGUAAUUUGUUAUCAGGAAACAUUAAAAGAAUAAUUGUAAAAUGUAACUGUGAUCACAAGAACUGUAGAAGCAUUGCUUCAUGCAUUUUACUUUGGUCAAGGGUGUAUUUCUUAGACAAAAUGAUUCAUUCAUCAUUUUCCUUUUAAAAAAAAAGGGAAAGAAAAAACCAUAAUAGCCCCUAAUACAGUUAUUCUGAUUCAUCCGAAAGGACUUGAACCCAACAAAGAGGUAUCACAUUCCUUGUUGAUUUCAAAGGAG